CGGCGUGCGAAAGGGCAGCAUGUUCAGCUUCGGCUCUCGGGCGUUCGGGUUUCGGGCCCUUCGAACGGGGUUCGGCUUUCGGCUUUGGUUCGCUCACGCGCGUCGCCGCAGCGCUUCGGUGUAUACGCAACAGAACGAACUGGCCCUCCCGGUCGCCCGGCACCGACACGACCGCUCGCUCGCACACACGCUUGCGCUUGCUUCAACACCGAUGAAACAAGAAAGCCCUCACGCGUUGUACACACGCGCUUACUGCCGCACCGUGUGUACGGGGUGGCCGCCGAACGCGCUGCUUGUGUGUGAGUAAAUGGUGGGUUUGUCGCAGUGGGUAGCCCGGAACGCAGCUCAGUCAGCACGAAACUGUCGUGGCGUUUGCUCUCUCUCCGCUGUGUGGAAGCAUAGAGAACAGAGAAAAGAAAACAGUUUUCCUUGACAUUCGUGGUGCGCGUGUGGCUCUUCGUUUGCAUUUUUAACGGUGUUUGGUGGAAUACGACGAAUUGUUUUUUUUUUUUUGUGUGUGAGUGUUUUUUUGCCGUUCAGCUCCACCACAACAGCACAAGCGGCAAGCAAGGAAAAAGUGUAGUGAGUUAUUUUAAGCCGAUGCGCCGAACAUCAUCAAAGCUAAGUGGUGCUUAAGCGAGUAGGAAAAGUGCGUGCACGAGAGUGAAAAAAUAGUGCGUAGCAAAAUAAUAAUAAUAAUAAAAAAAAAUCAUUUAAGAAAAAAAGUCGCGCACUCCUGAAUUGCUUCGGGGCAGCGAAAACCCCGAAAAUUGUUUGAUCCCGGGUGCGUGAAACUGCGUGAACAGUGUGAACGAGUGAAGGGUUUUUUUUUUUUAGUUUUUUGCAGUGCAAAAGUGCGUGCGGGAAGCGCCAUUUCCCCACAUCAAAACACCAGUGAGCGUAUUGCUUUUGCCCGCAAGCGAAACCACAAACGCACGGACGCCGAGUGGUUGCGCGUGGAGGAGGGAGACGAGGCGACAGCAGCAACAAUCAACCAAACUUGCCUGGACCGCGCCAAAUUAAUUGUCCGCAUUGCAAUAAAUUCAGCACAGUGUCAUUCGCCACAGUGAUAGCCAUAGAAGGAAGAGCAUUCAAAUUGUGAAACGCAAACGGCAAACCAACAACAACAAAAAGGCCCAAAUCCACCCGACCCCACAAGUGCAACACCUUUCCGGGCGGGGGUGUCCUUUCUCGCUGCGUAGCUGCUCUUUCCGCUCGCUAAUCGUUUACAUCUCGCUGCUCCCAUCCCACCCUAUCCAGGCAAUGUGAUCAAGCUGGGCCGGUCGGCUUUAGUUUGUUUUUCGUUUUUUUUUUUUCGUGUAACGUUUUAAUUCCGUUUGAAAAAGUGCGCACCGCCUUCACACGGAGCGCGCGCGGCGGUAGCGCCAACGGUGGAGAAGCAGGCAAAAGAAAAUGAUGGAAAAACAGCUCCUGGUCGCGGUGUAAAAUUUGACGCUGCUCUAGCGACGCGAAAUCAAGCCAGCGCUCGGCUGGUCAGAUAGUAGCAUAAUUGGAUUUCAACUCUUGAUGCGCUCCUGCCCGAUCAGCUUACGGUGCGAGACGGGCAAGUAAAUAGGACGUGUGGCUCCAGCGACAGAAGCGGGGACGCAGAAGGAAGCCACCGUGUGCACGAAAUCGAAUCAACACGCGCGCGUCAAAAGCGAACCGUGCCGUGUGUGUGUCUGUGUGUGUGUGUUUGUGCGUGUUGGGUGGGCGGGCGUCUGUGAGUGGUUGAGCCGAGAGCGGCGUCGGGGCGGAAGAGUGUCCUGCCAUCCUGUGACAAGCGCGCACAAACAGGAGGAACAGCGCGGAUUCGGAAACAAUUCAAGGUCCCGACUAGUGCACAGCCGUACUAGGCGCACUCGGAGAUGCAUCGGGACCGGUAGCCGACGCGACCUUGCCGACGAAGACGACCGACGAUCGAGCGCAGACACAGCAGUAGUAGGGAGCUGCUUUGCGAAAAGUGACAAACAAACCACAACAAAAAAACACAACAACAAAAAAUACACCGAAAAAUGGCAAACGGAAGCCUGCGGUUUACGGUGCUAGUGUACGGCACGUUCGCGCUGCUCCUCUCCCGGACGGUGGUGCACACCACGGCCAGUGCCGGUAGCAGCAGUAGUGGUGGUGGUGGUGGUGGGGUGCAAAAGUUUGCGAUGGAACCGCAGAACCAGACGGCAAUAGUGGGGUCGCGGGUGACGCUGCCCUGCCGGGUCGAGUCGAAGGUGGGCCAGCUCCAGUGGACGAAGGAUGACUUCGGGCUCGGGUGGCACCGGAACCUGAGCGGCUUCGACCGCUACUCGAUGGUCGGGAGCGACGAGGAGGGCGACUACUCGCUCGAGAUCUACCCGCUGAUGCUGGACGACGAGGCACGGUACCAGUGCCAGGUGGGCCGCGGAAAGGAUGGUACGCCCGGCAUUAGGUCGAGCUUCGCCACGCUGACAGUAUUAGUUCCGCCGGAACCGCCGAAAAUAGUGCAGGGUGACUUUCUGGUCACGACCGAGGAUCGGGAGAUUGAGCUCGAGUGUGUGUCGGUCGGCGGCAAACCGGCGGCCGAAAUUACCUGGAUCGACGGGCACGGCACGGUGCUCACCAAGGGCAUCGAGUACGUGAAGGAACCGAUGGGCGAUACCGGCCGCUUCACCGCGAAAUCGAUCCUGAAGCUGACGCCGAAGAAGGAGCACCACAACACGUCCUUCACCUGCCAGGCGCAGAACACGGCCGACCGGACGUACCGGUCGGUGCGGCUCAAGCUGGAGGUGAAGUACGCGCCGAAGGUAAGCGUGAGCGUCGUCGGUGGCGCACUGGCCGGCGGUCGCAUCCCGGAAGGGGCCGAGGUGCGGCUGUCGUGCCGGGCCGACGCGAACCCAAGCGACGUCACCUACCGAUGGUACAGGGCGGACGAACCGAUCGUGGGCGACUACACGACGGAACUGGUCAUACACAACGUCUCGAAGGAGUACCACGACGCGGUGAUCAAGUGCGAGGUGCACAACGCGGUCGGCAAGAGCGAGGAGAGCGAAAUCCUCGACAUCAGCUACGGGCCGACGUUCCGCACCCGGCCCCAGUCGGUCGAGACGGACCUCGACCGGAAGGUGACGCUGGCCUGCGACGUGGACGGCAAUCCGCCGCCCGAGAUCAUCUGGGUGCACGAGGAGUCCGGCCGGAUCGUGUCCAGCAGCGCGAACAUCACGCUGAUGGCGACGCGCGAAACGGCCGGCCGGUACUGCUGCAAGGCGAGCGUGCGCGGCUUCCCGGACAUCGAGGCGACGGCGGCGAUCCAGCUCAAGGGCCCGCCGACGAUCCGGUCGCCCCGCCAGCAGUACGGCUCGGUGAACGACAACUCGCAGAUCCAGUGCGACGCGAUCGCGAUCCCGAAGGCGAAGCAGGUGAUCUGGACGUACAACGGGCUGGAGGUGAGCGGCGAGAACGAGCACACGAUACUGGAGAACCAUUCGCCCGAGGGCGUCCGGUCCACGCUGAUCAUACCGAAGAGCAAGCGGCAGCACUUCGGCGUGUACAACUGCACCGUGCUGAACGAGUACGGCAGCGACUCGCUCGAGAUACAGUUCGCACCGAUGGAGUCGUCGUCGCUGCCGGUCGUCAUCAUACUGAUCGUGGCGGUCGUGUUCAUCACGUUCGUGCUGGUGCUGGUGGUGAGCCUGUGCUGCUGCGAGCGGAAGGGCAACAAGAAGCUGCCGCCGGCGGACGUCAUUACGGAUCAUUACAUGACGGAAAAGACGUGCAAGGAGAGCGACCGGUCGUCCAACGUGAGCGACCUGAAGAUUGACCGGGACCACGAGUACUCCGAAACCUGCUCCGGCACGGACAGUAUCGCGACCCGGCUGGCAAUGAACAUGAUGGGCUCGUCGAGCGGCGGCAGCAACAAUAGUGGCGGUGGAGGAGGAGGAGUAGGAGGAGGAGUGGUCAGUGGAGGUGGUGGCGGUGGCGGUGGUGGUGGUGGUGUACCGCUAGCCGGCCCGGUUCGCAUUCCCAACGAUUAUCGCUACUCGGGUGACUAUUCCGACGGCAUUGGUUCGACGCUGCAGGCGAAAAUUGGACAAAGCAAUGGUGGGUACGUGCCGUACGUCGACUACGCCCAGGACUACAACCUGCCGAUGCACAUAUCGAGCAACGGGCAGCUGCCGAACGGCAACCUAAGCCUGACGCGGAACCGUGAGCUGCGGCAGGACAACGGGCUGCCCAGCAUCCAGAGCGGCAUGGGCUCGCUGUCGGCCGGUUUGAUGAAUACAUCCCUGAUGAACGCACCGAGCAUAGAUCCGCGGUACAGCGCGACGUACGGCAAUCCGUACCUGCGCAGCAGCAGCACCCAUCUGCCCCCGCUGCCCCCGCCCAGCACGGCCAACCCGGCGAUGACGCCGGCCCCGCCACCGUACAGUGCCGGCCGGCAUCCGACCAGCGCCCUGCUGAUGGGCGUCAACAUGGGCGUCAACUCGGGCAGCGUCAUCGGCAUCGGCUCGAGCCUGACCAGCCCGGAAUCGAUCCGGUCGACCAGUGCCGGCAGCAGCGACCCGGCCGGAACCGCGGCCCAGCAGCAGCAGCAGCAGGGCGGCCAGGUGGCCGCCGGACAGACGGGCAGCCCGGCCCCGGGCCAGUUCAUACUGCCCGCGAACGGGGACAUACGCAAGGGGGCGCUGGCGACCCACGUCUAGCGGGGCGGCGGCUCCGCACCACCCCCAUCCACCACCGAGCCAUCGAGAGCGUGCAGAGCGGCGGCCCCGCACCCGUCUCCUUCCAUCGUUUCCUCGCGCUCCUCGCUCCCGCGCCAAGCCAAAACCCCCCAUCCCCCCUCGCGCACUGUGCUGCUUUGCGGGCUUGCAGCCAUUUAGGGGCAUCCGUGUCUCCAUGUGUAGGAUAGGUAUUUUUUUUUAAUUUUCGUUUCCUCAUGAGUGGAUAAGAGAGAGAGAGAGAGAGAGAGAGAGAGAGAGAGAGAGAGGGAGAGAGAGUAUGUGAAUGUGUGUGUGAGUGAUUUUAUCAAUGCUUGCAACCAGCACACGACACACACACACACACAGACAUACACGCGUGGCCAUUAGAUCAUAUUGACCAGAAGUAAUCAAUCCUAGGCUGUAAAUGCGCCCGUGUGCAAUGAUUGCAUUAAGAGAUCGUCCAUAAAUGAUGUAAUGCCAAAAACGAACAAAAAUAUAAUUGUUACGUUGUUUAUGGACGGUCCCCUAAUUGCUACCAGAUAGCGAAACAGGUCUAAUUUUGUGGGCAAAAACAAAGCACACACGCACAUUGGAGUAGGAAACUUUCUUUUUUUUCCAGCUUUCCUGCGUCAUACUCCGCAGCCAAACGAGCGUGACAGCAUAGGAAGCGAUGCUUAAUGUUUUGGUCUUCUUUUAGUUCCGGGGCGACUGUAUGCAGUUUUGUUUUGUAUCUGCCCCUUCCCCGUCACCCCGCUCAUGCAAACUGCCUACGAUGUAAUGGAUGUGUAUGGAGCGUGUCAUACAAACAUACGUACAUAAACACACACACAAACACGCACAAACACCCAAAGGCAAAAUUAACAUGUGCAGCAGCAGCACCGUUUGAUCGUUUAACUUUUUUUUUUAAUCUAUUUUGAUUCAAAAUGUGUGGCCUUAUUAAAUGAGAAAGCAAAAAUGUAGGAAAACAGGAGCAAACCAAAAACACACUACAAAAGAAUGUUAAAAAAAAAACAAUUACACGAAACACACACAAUCACAGUGACACAUGUGCUGCACAUACAAGCGGAAGGAGCGUAGCCAAAUGCUGGUAAAAGGAAUUCAUCAAAGCUCGUCUACUCAUAGCUUAAAUACGACAAUGAGCGUGCGAGCGUGCGAUGUGUGAGUUUACACUUGCGUGUACAUACGUGUGUGUGUGUGUGUGUGCAUAUAUACAUAUAUACUUGGAGUGUUUAUAUAGGGAUAUACACGCAGCUUGACGUGUUGCUUACGAUGUGCGCGCAAGCUGCUUUAGCGAUUCGCUGCUAAACCAUCCCUCUCCCCUUUCUCCUCCUCCUCCUCCGCCCAGCAAAGGUGGAAGAUGUUCGCAGGCCAGCAAAGGUUAGACACAAUUUUAGACUAGCAAAAAAAAAAAAAAAAAACACUCCAACGCCACCACUUUCCAUCGAAACGUACGAAAAGGGGGAAAAGUCAAAGCAAAAUCUCGCUGCACAGGGAUGGUUAGCGCUUUAGCUUAAAAAAGUACACAUGUUUAGCUGAACAUCGGAGCGGGGGUAAAGAGUUUAGUACAUUAUAAUGCUUUUCUUUUUUUUUUUUUUAAAAAAGGAGAAAAAUCCCAAAAUCAUGAAUCGCCAUGAAACAAACAAACAAGCGCGAGGCAUGAGCGGUGGUGGAUUAUUGGACGAGAGGAAAUCACACCGAAAGCCAUGCAAGGCUGAUGCAUGCUGGUGCUUGUGGCCGUGCGCCAUGCGUAUAUGUAUGUGUGUGUGUGUGAGUUCAAAUUGGGAAAGGAAUUCGGAACGAGACAACAACAAAACCAAACUAAGCAGCUUAAAAUAAUUCUUUCUUCGUUUUUGGCAAGUGUAUGUGUGUGUGUCGUUUGUAAAGGUGUGAGAGUGUACGUGUAUCGCACCAGCUGCGAUGCACGCGCGCGCGAUUGAGCACAUUUGUUGUGUUGUUGUUGUUGUUGCUUGCACUGCACGUUUGUCUACCUUGCAGGCGCUUCGAAACUGCACGCAACACCAUUUUCAGCUUUGCACCUUGCCUCCCCCAUAUUACUGUAUCCAUAUGCUUGGUUUAACAAAGACACACACACACACGCACACAUGCACACACUGAGAUAUAAAGUGUGCUUUGGGACGGCGGCACAGCGAAGCAGCCGAACGGAAUUUAUUCGAGAGAAAAGCAAACAAACAAACUGUACAUUGGGGCAGCAAGGCGAUUGGUUUUUCCUUGGGGGGAGUGGCAGGGUCUGGCUGGCCUGUGGCCCCGAGAGAAUGCAUCAUGUGAGAAUAUACCAAAUUGUUUUUUUUUUUUUUUUUAAUAUGUGUAUAGCUAUUAAUUUUUAGUCAGCGGCGGUCGCAGCGGCUCGCCUCGUGUACAGCCCGCUCGCCGCUUCUUAUAGGUUUAACUCUCUUCGCUAAGAUUUCAUUUAGGGCAGCAAAGCAAAACAACUCCCCCCACCCCCUCCCCCUUCGACCGGUGCUUUGAGUUGAGGGAGAAGAAAAGGAAGGAGGGGUAAUAUAAGCGAAAAUCGAGAGAGAGAGAGAGAGAGAGAGAGAGAGAGAGAGAGAGAGAGAGAGAGAGAGAGAGAGAGAGAGAGAGAGGGGAAAAACAAGCUACUCGCGUAAGAAUAGAACAUAGCACGUAAGUACUCGCCGGAGAAACGUAAACACAAGCUCCAGCGAGAGAGAGAUUAGGGAAGUAGGGGAAAGGGAAAGCACGGAGAAGCGAGAGGAGGUUACCUCCCUCUCGUCGCCCACUUUCCGCCCCAAAGUUCUCGCUAAGGCCAUUCGACUGAAAUUCGUAUCGUUUUUUAAAGGCGCUCGAUUCGCAUUACAGUAGGCGACGAACCCUCCCCCGGUUGACGUAGCGUCUUAUUGCAUAAAAAAACGAGAAAACAGGAACACACACAC
Messenger RNA from Anopheles coluzzii, 7582 nucleotides. Its product is annotated as irregular chiasm C-roughest protein-like. The transcript has 8 exons. Gene Ontology annotation, biological process: cell-cell adhesion. Gene Ontology annotation, molecular function: cell adhesion molecule binding. The coding region runs from base 2016 to 4673 and encodes 885 amino acids. NCBI's taxonomy places the organism in Eukaryota, Metazoa, Arthropoda, Insecta, Diptera, Culicidae. The record is from RefSeq and is a predicted model, not a curated record. Gene Ontology annotation, cellular component: cell-cell junction.